Molecule: messenger RNA, 3267 nt
Organism: Alternaria rosae
Lineage: Eukaryota; Fungi; Ascomycota; Dothideomycetes; Pleosporales; Pleosporaceae
Exons: 14
Coding region: 1-3267 (1088 amino acids)
Cellular component (GO): nucleus
Molecular function (GO): ATP binding; hydrolase activity; RNA binding
Source: RefSeq, a predicted model, not a curated record
AUGUCUGACGUAGGCGUCCCGGAGGCGACCGCAACAAACGCUGGCACCGCCCGCAAGGAGCAGCAGGCCCAAGAUCUUGCACGGGCCCAAGAAGCCGGAUGGAACAACCCAGUUCCUUUCCAGUAUGACACCGUCGUUGGGGGCACUCCCGCUGAAGACGAGACCCGCGACACAGCCGUCUGGCUCUCUGACGCCGCAAUCUACCAGUGGGACGACGACUUCGGCGAUGUUGGAGAGCCUAACCCUGAGCUCGAGAAGAUGCUAUUUGCCGAUGAGUAUCUCCAGCGCGCCGGUGGUGCCAUCAAGGCGCUCUCGUUUGACGUGACUAUUGAGAGUGCGACUAAGAUCAGUCCCGUCCGCAACUUUGAGGAUGCAGGUCUCCACCCGGUCAUGCUCGACAACGUCAAAUUGUGCCAGUACAAGUACCCGACUCCGAUCCAGUCUUACUGCAUCCCGUCCAUCCUGACUGGCCACGAUGUCGUUGCUGUUGCACAGACUGGUUCCGGCAAGACUGCUGCAUUCCUUCUCCCGAUCCUGUCCAAGCUCAUGGGCAAGGCCCGUCAACUAGCUGCGCCGCGCCCUAACCCGGUCCGCUACAACCCUCUCACUGACAAAGUCCGUGCGGAGCCGCUCGUCCUGGUUGUCUGCCCUACGCGCGAGCUUGCCUGUCAGAUCUUUGACGAGGCGCUGUGCUACCGCACCAUGCUACGUCCUUGCGUCAUCUACGGUGGUGCCCCUAGCAGGAAUCAGCGCGAGCAGCUCGAGAUGGGCUGUGAUAUUCUUAUCGCCACGCCGGGUCGCCUGAUGGACUUCAUGUCCAACAUCAACCUGCUGUCCUUCAACCGCCUGAAGUUCACCGUCAUCGACGAGGCUGAUGAGCUGCUCUCCACUGGCUGGGAAGAGGCCAUGGAGAAGCUGUUCGCCGGUUCAGAUCAGAACGAUGACGCUGACCACACCUAUCUCAUGUUCUCUGCUACCUUCCCCAAGUCAGCACGCCGUCUUGCGAAAGAGUACAUGAAUGAGGACUGCGUUCGUAUCAAGGUUGGUAGGGUUGGCAGCACCCAUCAGAACAUCACGCAGCAGGUCAUCUUCGCCGAGGAGAGCGCGAAGAGCCAGGCACUGUUUGACUUGAUCUUCAGUGAAGGCCCUCAGCGUACCCUGGUCUUCACCAACUCCAAGGUCAAGUGCGACAUGGUCGAUGACUUCCUCUACAAUAAGGGCAUGCCUGUCACCUCCAUUCACUCAGACCGUACUCAGCGCGAGCGUGAAGAUGCUCUUCGCUCCUUCCGUACCGGCCGCUGCCCCAUUCUCGUCGCUACCGGCGUUACUGCGCGUGGUCUCGAUGUCGCCAACGUCAAGCAUGUCAUCAACUACGACCUUCCUUCAACCAUGCAUGACGGUAUCACCGAGUACAUUCACCGCAUUGGUCGUACCGCGCGUAUCGGCAACGAGGGCAAGGCUACGUCCUUCUUCAACGACCGCAACGAAGACAUUGGCCCAGACCUCUGCAAGAUUCUGUGCGAGAGCAAGCAGGAGAUUCCGGAAUUCCUUCAAGAGCACAUGCCUGAGGAUCCCAACACCAUCGAGUGGCACGACGGCACUGACGAUGAGUCAGAUGAUGGCCUUGGUGGUGGCUUUGGCGGUGGUGAUGCAGGUGGUUUCGACGCUGAGGCUACUGGCUUCGGCGGUGAGGCUGCCGCUGACACUGGCUUCGGUGGCGAUGACGGCGGUUUCGGUGGAGGAGGCUUCUCUGCUGAUGCCGAGGCUGAUGACAAGGCCGCUGCCUGCUUUGGCCUAGCCGGCGCCGGCUUGAAACACCAUCAACAAUUUCGGCAGGGCACGAUCUCCCUCACUGCGCUUGUCCAAAUACCGCGAUUCGUUCCUCUCUCGAUCCUACACGUCACGUCGCCCAAGGGGCCACAUCCUUUUCUCAUAUCGCUACCGAGUCGGAAGGGCAACCUCAUCUACAUUUACGUCUUUGUUCCGCCGAAACCGGUCGAUCUCGAGGGCAAUGGCGACCAGGACAGGAAAGCGACUGGGGAAUGGCGUGUGCCUGUGGUGCUAGAUUUUCAUGGCGGAGGCUUCAUAAUGGGAUCGCCUUUGGAGCAAGCCCCAUAUGCGUCGAUGAUGUCGCGUGAGCUCGGAGCCGUAGCCAUCAGCGUGUCAUAUCGCAUCGGACCCUUUCACCAAUUCCCCGCCGCUAUCCACGACGCGGAAGACGUGUUGUCCGCGAUCCUAGACACGAGUGGAGUUUCGAAAGCCGGCAAGGUCCUUAGAGAGGAAAUUCAGCGGUACUACUCUAUAGUACGGGAUGGCGCACUGGAAAAGAAGAAGAAGGAACCUCUUGCACCACACCUGGAGCACGUCAAUACCAUCACCCUCGAUCCUACACGUCUUGCGAUUUCAGGCUUCUCGGCAGGAGGAAACAUUGCCUUGAACAUGGCUAUAUCAGUACCGCCUUGCCCUGAGCUGGGCAUGUCGACUACACUCGGUCCUCAGUCGCGCACGACUGGCCCUCCGCAGUCAGACACCAUGUCGCCUAUCAUGCCCGAAAACCGCAGAGCCACGAUCCUGGACGAUCCCUUCGAGUCGUGGCCUUCUCUUCUCCCUCCCCCUCAAGCACAGCCCCGCAUGCUGCCACUCCUCCUAUUCUACCCUUCGCUUGAUGCACGACUACUUCCCCACGAGCGCCCCAUGAAGCCAUUACCCAACGCACUAAGACCAGACGACCACCACAAGCAGAAGCCGAAAGCACCGGGCUUGUUCUCAAUCAUGGGCCCAACCUACCUCCCACGCAAACUGCGGCCGCACCCGCGAGCUAGCCCCGGCUUGAACGACCCAAUGCAUAUCCAGAAGAACGCCGCCAUCCUCCUCGUCCUACCUGAGAAAGACACUUUGGCAGUACAAAGCGACGUCUGGGUCGACAAAAUGAACAACAACGACUGGAACGGUCCUGUACGCUUCGGCGAUGGGCGAUCAGGCGACUGGGACGGACGCCAGGGUGGACAGGCGGGCUCUGACAAUGUGCCCAGUAGGCAGAAUGGAGGCAUGGAGGUCUGGCACGCGCCUGGGUGUAGACAUGGUUGGACGCAGUUCCCGGAUACUUUUGUACCUCAGCAUGAGCGCAGUGAGAGGGAGCUGGUGUUUGCAAGGACGCUGGAUUUUGUCAAGGAUAAUUGGAGGAAGGAGUUGCAGGUGGAUAGACGGCAAUUGGGGAAUCAGAUUCAAGAGUUGAGGCGGUUGAGUAUACCUGGUGGGGAUGAAUGA